GGCGAACUACAGCUUGGGAUUUCUGAUAUAAAUUGAUAAAUGAAAACGGCAAAUUCCAUUUUCACAGUGGCGCACUGCAUAGAGAGAGAGAGAGAGAGAGAGAGAGAGAGAGUAGGCAGAGGAAUAGAAUUUGACCGCCAUUCAUAUCUAAGCUUUCACACUCUACGCAUCCACCGCUCCCGGAAAAAAGAAAAAAGAGAGCAAAUAGCAAAACAAAGAUAGUUGAAGCUGCAACUCCACUUUUUUCCUCCGCCAUUGGAAAAUUUUCUCAUGUACCAGCUGAUGCGAAAUCCGCAUUUCCUUCUUCUUCGCACUAGGGGAUUUUCUGAUAUUUUUGAUCGUUUUUCUGGUGUAUUAAGUUUAAAACUGGCUGGCUGAAUUCAGUUCGUUUUGCGCGUAACUUUGGUGAAUAUCGGGUUGCCUCUCUCUCUAAACCAAGCUCCCAUUUUCGGAACCUCGAUUUUCGAAGGAAUUGCGCAUCACGAUUGACUAUGGAACCCAAAGCUGAAGCAACUCAACCGCAUUUUAGAUCCGGAGAAAUGGGGUUUGGAUUAGACGAAAUCCACAGCCUAAUCUCUGGUCCACCGGAAACCGGCAGAAACUCAUUCACGGCGCUUCUCGAACUCCCGCCGCCUCAAGCAGUGCAGCUCUUAGUCAAAGAAGAUUUUCCGGCUAAACAUCUACCCCCGCCAAUUUUUCCUUCCAACAUUGGUCUCAUUGACCGAGCGUCAAAGCGUUCCUUCUUCGCUUCAGCUGACAACCCGCCGGCGAGCAAUACAAUUUUGUUGGCUUCAAGCUCGAUGAAGGUUGAGAUAGUGAAGCAAGAGCCAACGGACUCGCAACCUCACCCGAAUUCUGCUUCACCGGCGGUUUCAGAUCAGAGUCCAAAGUCCGGCAAGCGAAAGGAGAGAGAGAAGAAGGUCAAAGAAUCGAAUAAAAAGAGCAAAAAAGUGGUAGCGAAUGAAGCUUCUGAAGACGGUGGCAAGAAGCUGCCAUACGUUCAUGUCAGAGCUCGCCGAGGCCAAGCCACUGACAGCCACAGCUUAGCUGAAAGGGCAAGGCGAGAGAAGAUUAAUGCCAGAAUGAAGCUAUUACAGGAGCUGGUCCCAGGAUGCAACAAGAUUUCAGGUACUGCAAUGGUGUUGGAUGAGAUAAUUAAUCAUGUUCAGGCACUUCAACGUCAAGUGGAGUUUUUAUCCAUGCGACUUGCUGCUGUUAACCCAAGAAUUGAUUUCAACCUCGACGCACUCUUGGCUGCUGAAAGUGGAUCCUCAAUUGAUAAUGACUACAUGGGCAUGUUUACUCCAACCAUCUGGCCCGAAGGACAAAUCAAUGGGAACAGACAACUAGAAUAUCAACAGCUGUGGCAAGGAGAUGAGCUUCGUCAGCCUGGCUGGAGUAGGGAAGAAGACACCCCUAAUUUCAUCACUCCUGAGACCUCGCAUUUAAGCUACGACUCUUCAGCAAAUUCAGCGCCUCUGCACUCGAGUCAGCUGAAAAUGGAGCUCUGAAGGAGGUCAAGAGGUCCACGGUAGCUAGGUUUGUAUAUAUAUAUAUAUAUUUGGCUAUAUAUCUAUAUAUGAGUAAUAGAUAUAAAUAGAGGUUAUUUCAGCAUUGAGCUUGGAUUUCCAUGUAUGCCAUUAUAGUUAGUUGGAAAUCCUUGUUACAUUUAUCUUAGCGAGAGAGAGAGAGAGAGAGAUUUAGUUUGUUAUAUAAAAAGAUAUGGUCCAUUCUACUACACUACUACUAACUUAAAAGAGUUAUUCAGUCACGUAUCAGGUGAGUGAGUGAUUCAAUUUGAGGGUGUUAACUCCGAAGAUUUCUUAUAACUACAUUACAAUUCCAGCUUUUCUCUUGCA
Molecule: messenger RNA, 1859 nt
Organism: Sesamum indicum (sesame)
Lineage: Eukaryota; Viridiplantae; Streptophyta; Magnoliopsida; Lamiales; Pedaliaceae
Product: transcription factor bHLH48
Biological process (GO): regulation of DNA-templated transcription
Cellular component (GO): nucleus
Molecular function (GO): protein dimerization activity; DNA-binding transcription factor activity
Source: RefSeq, a predicted model, not a curated record